GCCUGACGAGGAUUCAAGCUAGACUUGUGCACGAGAAAAAAAUUUGUUUAUUUUCGUUUAGUUUUUUUCGUAUGAAAUUUUUUUUGGUUUUGUUACACAUUCGUUAUUCGUUUCAUUCUGUUUUCGUAUGCAUCCGUAUAUUUUCGGAUCCAUUCAGAAAUGGUUUCGGUCGCAUUCGUUAUUUCAGACGCAUUCGGUACACAUGCCGUUCGUUUCACUUUCGGAUUCGGCAGAUUCCAUUAUUCGUUUUAUGCUGCUUUAUUCUAAACGAUUAACGAAAACAGCCAAAGUAAAGUUAGGCCAGGUCAGUCAGAGCUUUCACCUACUGGCCCAGAUUUUUCAAACUGUGAGAGAGAAAAAGUGGAAUGAUCUUCCCAUAGCAACCAAUCACAGCUCAGGUUUCACUUUACCAGAGUUCAUUAGCUGACAUGUGAUUGGUUGUUGUGGUCACUCCCCUUUUUCUCUCACACAGAUUGAUUUAUCUGGCCAGUGUGUACUGAGAAAUUGAUUGCAUUGUGUGAAAAAAAAAUGUCUGGAAUAAGAGAAAUUGUGUCUGUGGUGUCUGGGAGAGAGGAUGGUGAGGGUGCUGUACAUGUGGAUGUGACUGAGAGCGCAUGUGUGAGUGAGCGUGCGGAUGACGUGUCUGAGUGCGAGCAUGAUGAGUGUAGUGGUGGCGUGGAGAGAAGAGGAGGAGUAGAAGGUGACACUGCAAGACAAUGUGGUUGGACAAUCUCGGACUCUGCCAGCCACACAUCUGAGUCUGACAGUGAGAGUCAGCACUCAGUUGGUGUCCCACCAGCAAAAAAAAAAAAAAAAAGGGCCCAAAUUCACGGAGGCUGAAAAUAUAGCACUAAUGGCUGCUGUCAGCACUGAAAAAUCUGUGUUGUUCAACACUACAGUGGGCACACAGGAGAAGAUGGCCGCCUGGAGCCGGGUGAGGGAGAAAGUGUCCCAAGUUGGAAGUGGCACAGCGGACAGGACAGUUCUCUGCAUCAGGCAUCGGUACUAUGACUGCAGGGCAUCAGUCCUCAAAAAAAUUAAAAAACAGCGGCAGAGGAGGAACAUCAGCUUCAGGAAGUGGGAGAUGGAGUUGAAGAAACACCUCCUACCAGAGGCCCAGACAUCCGGGAAUGUGGGCCAGGCUUCAUUGAGGAGUCACCAUCACAGUCCCCCACAAUCACCUGUCCGGAGGGACGUUGAGGCUGAAGAAAAUCUCCCGCAGUCAGCCUUCACGCCAGUGCCUGAGGAGGACAUGGGCCAACCCCUGAGCUCAGCUGGCUGUUCACCACCACCUAUACCCAGUCCACUCUCUCCAACCCCAGCACCCCCAUCUGUCCCAAUGGACAUGUACCUUAGGGUACUCCAUGAAAGGGACAGGUUGUCCAGGGAACACAACAGGCACCUUGCAAGGGAGAUCCGAAGGUUGACUCGGACCAUGCACCGACUUCACCAUCGCCAGACUGACGACUUCCAAGUAAUGUUGGCUCGGGUCAGCCAGCAGCACCUUCCGGCCACAGCACAGCUAAGGGUGGACCUCCUGACGGUGAUUUCAAGGAUCAGGCAAUCACCUCCAUUGGCUGACACCAGCAGCAGCAAUAACGGGCACCUUCACAAACCUAAAGAUUAAAGAAGCAUUAUUUUUAGGCUGGUUGACAGUUUUGUUAUGUUAGAAAUGUUGGCAAUGUUCAGGUUUAUUGUAUUACCUCUGUAUUCUAUUACCAAAGUUUCAUGUUGACUUGCAUAUUGUAACCUUAUACAAAAUGGUGCCAAAACCUGCCUUCAAUAUAAACAGGCAAUUGGUAUGACUAUGCUGGCUGAUU
Messenger RNA from Hyla sarda, 1820 nucleotides. RefSeq lists its product as uncharacterized. NCBI's taxonomy places the organism in Eukaryota, Metazoa, Chordata, Amphibia, Anura, Hylidae. The record is from RefSeq and is a predicted model, not a curated record. The transcript has 3 exons. Bases 854 to 1627 code for a protein of 257 amino acids.